AUGGACGGCUGGAGCACUGCUGCCCCCAUAUCUGGGACUGACCAAAAUGUACCUAAGCUCAAGAGGCCCAACAAAGUCAUUCCCGUCCCCAUAGAGUUCCGUCGUCGCUCGCAGCUCAGAGAGCGCGACAUAAUCGUCAAUGAUGUCAAGACCGCCACCGGAUGCGAAGUGAUUCCGCAAUGGGAUAACGGACGCAUACAGGAAUUUGGCAUCGUAGGGUCCGGUGCUGGCUUGGACAAGGCUGUCAGAUACAUCAACGAGUGGAUAUCCAAGGGAAACACGAGAUCAGCAGAGUCGUCAGCAUGGGCGAAGAUGCCUGCUUUCCACAGUGGCAAUUGGCAUUACGAAGAAGCCGAGCAGCGUGAGCGUGAGCGCAAGCAACAAUUCAAAGAACCUGUCACUAUUCCUUGGCCGGUGGCUCUUCUCGACCAGGAGAUCAACCCCAGGGACAUCUUCAAGAACAAGCUCGAAGCUCUGGACGCUAUCAGAACAAACAACGAUGUUUAUAUUAUUCUCUCACCUGGCCCGGGUAAGGUUUGGGAGAUCGAGAUACUCGGCGAGGAUAUAGACAAGGUCGUAACCGCCGAAGCGCAAGUGCAAACCGUCAUCGAGAAGAUACAAACCGACGCUGCAGGAUUUCAGCAUACUUUCAACAUCAUUCUUGACGAUCGAGAGGGGCUCACAAUCAUCCUCGAAGAAGCUGAGCCUUGGUGGCCGAAACGCCACGACCGACUUGUCCCACGUGUCCCCAGGUUGCUUCCCCAUCCCUUGAUGGACAUACCUGGAGCAUUUCGACAGGACUUUCUACACUAUACUCAACUAGAGAAGCUACAGAGCUCCUUCAAAGCGUCCCUAGAAGCAGUUCGCUAUAGGAAAGGCUCGUACGACAUGGCCAUCCGCCUUGGCUGCCUCGCUCUGAGUUCAAAGAGGGCCGCAGGAAUCACGCCUGGUACUACAGUCGAGAAGGAAAAUUUCCAGAGAGGCAUAGAAGGUAUAUUCCAGCUUGAGGUGAAGAGGUGGCUCGCUAGUGACACUAUGGGCACUCAGAUCUUGAGGGCACUUAUGUCGGCUGAUCACUUCCUGGAACCCACCAAACCUGCUGGAUACUAUGGACGCAUGCCAGAUUCUCUAAAAGCGACCCAACCAAUGUUCAGAGGGACGUGGGUGUUUCACGAUCCCAGCGUAGUUGGUGGACGAUCCAGCACAAGCAACACGACACAGACUCCACUCGUCAUAGUCCAAGUCGACUGGACUGACGAUGAAGGAGGUCUUUACGAAAAAGGCGGUCCCAGGUAUUAUCGAACAGAACAGGGUAUAAACGGGCCCAAAGUAAACAUGGACAUCAACCUCUUAGAGCUUGGCGAGAGCCGGGGGUGGCACUUCGCUCUCGAAUCUUUGGUUCCUGUGCCUGCGGCGACAGUGUCACCAGUUUUGAAAGUUUUCGCUCGCAGUGUACGGAUGAAAGAUAGAUACGACAUCUCAUCCCACGAAGCCUUUGUUGUGUGCGAUGCUACACCGACCAUCAAGAAGUGUCUGGCCACAUCUCGCUCGGAAAUCAUAUACACGUUCGGUAUCAAGAAAACUUCAUACAAGGUCGAGAUUACCGGCAUGUGGUACCCUGGAGACCAGCUGGCUUGGGGUCUCUGUGUUCGUCACUUGAAGUGGGCUACCCAUCUCGCCCAACUGGAGCGUCUUACAAUGGGCAACAAGGUUUGUUGGGGGGACACGAUCGGCGCAUUUCUGCCGCAAGAUGGUCAGUCCUGUCACUCUACUGCUGAUGAAGACGACGAAAACGGCGAAGGCGAAGAACUUGGUAUGGGCAGCCUUGAACUUAGUCCUGGAGCUCGUGAUGGUAUCCGCAUUCUCACGGACAAGCUGCUCCAACUGUCUACCAUGGUCAGCUCGGUAGCAGGCAACGCGGGAAGGGUCACCAUCUGA
Molecule: messenger RNA, 1938 nt
Organism: Pyrenophora tritici-repentis Pt-1C-BFP
Lineage: Eukaryota; Fungi; Ascomycota; Dothideomycetes; Pleosporales; Pleosporaceae
Source: RefSeq, a predicted model, not a curated record